GCGGAGAGGUUGGAAAGCAGAUAAGGAUUCUUAGGCGAGGAGCUACCGCAUCCCCUGGCUUCAAGUGAGCGUCGUAUCCGAAGCUGAACGCAGCUUGGAUCCAGCGAGAGGAAGAUGCUCAAGGUGUCAGCCGUGUUGUGUGUGUGUGCAGCCGCUUGGUGCAGUCAGGCUCUCGCAGCUGCCGCGGCUGUGGCUGCGGCCGGGGGGCGGUCGGACGGCGGUAAUUUUCUGGAUGAUAAACAAUGGCUCACCACAAUCUCUCAGUAUGACAAGGAAGUCGGACAGUGGAACAAAUUCCGAGACGAAGUAGAGGAUGAUUAUUUCCGCGCGUGGAGUCCAGGAAAACCCUUCGAUCAGGCUUUAGAUCCAGCUAAAGAUCCAUGCUUAAAGAUGAAAUGUAGUCGCCAUAAAGUAUGCAUUGCUCAAGAUUCUCAGACUGCAAUCUGCAUCAGUCACCGGAGGCUUACACACAGUGUGAAAGAAGCAGGAGUAAGCCAUAAGCAAUGGCGGGGUCCCAUAUCAUCCACCUGCAAGCAGUGCCCAAUGAUUCAUACCAACCCAGUUUGUGGUUCAGAUGGUCACACUUACGCCUCUCAGUGCAAACUAGACUAUCAAGCAUGUGUCUUUGGAAAACACAUCUCCGUCAAAUGCGACGGACAUUGUCCAUGUCCUUCAGAUAAAUCCGCAAGUACAAGCAGAAAUGUUAAGAGAGCAUGUAGUGACCUGGAGUUCAGGGAAGUGGCAAACAGAUUGCGGGACUGGUUCAAGGCUCUGCAUGAGAGUGGAAGCCAAAACAAGAAGCCAAAAACGUUGCUGAGGCCGGAGAGAAGCAGAUUUGAUACCAGUAUUUUGCCAAUUUGCAAGGAUUCACUUGGCUGGAUGUUUAACAGGCUUGAUACAAACUAUGACCUGCUAUUGGACCAGUCAGAACUUGGAAGCAUUUACCUUGAUAAGAAUGAGCAGUGUACCAAGGCAUUCUUCAAUUCCUGUGACACAUACAAGGACAGUUUGAUAUCUAACAAUGAGUGGUGCUACUGCUUUCAGAGACAGCAAGACCCACCUUGCCAGACGGAGCUCAGCAAUAUGCAGAAGCGGCAAGGGGUAAAGAAGCUCCUAGGACAGUACAUUCCUCUGUGUGAUGAAGAUGGUUAUUACAAGCCAACACAGUGCCACGGUAGUGUUGGGCAGUGCUGGUGUGUUGACAGAUAUGGAAAUGAAGUCAUGGGAUCCAGAACAAAUGGUGUUGCGAAUUGUGCUAUUGAUUUUGAGAUCUCUGGAGAUUUUGCAAGUGGAGAUUUUCAUGAAUGGACUGAUGAUGAGGAUGAAGAUGAAAUUAUGAAUGAUGAAGAUGAAAUUGAAGACGAUGAUGAAGAUGAAGGGGAUGAUGAUGAUGGUGGUGAUGACCAUGAUGGAUACAUUUGAUUGACAACAGAUGAGAUCAAUAAAUUCUACAUUUCUAAUAUUUACAAAGUGAUAGCCUAUUGAGAAUUACCUUCUUGCCCCCCAAAAUAAUUAUUCUAAACCUCACAUAUAUUUUAUAUAAUUAUUUCAAUAUUGCAGCUAAAGUCGUAGAAGUUUAUGUUUAAAUAAGAAUAAUUUACUUUCAGUUUUCACAUGCCUUACAGAAAAAGAAAACAUAUAUGGAGUCUAGGCAGGCCAAAAAAUGUUAUGAAGAGCUACUACUAUAAAAUUCUCCUAAGAACAAACUUUAUAAAUCUCUCACAAACAAAAUGUCGUCCAGUGCUUAGGACUGUAGGUAUUAUUUUUCUGAAAGAUAGUCUAAGUUAAGUUUAUAAUAAUUUAUUAGUUACCUGGACCCCAGGGAUUUCAUAAAAUUAUACGUGACCUUAAUUAUAAUUCCAAAGUAGCAUCUUCUCAAACUUAGAGUGAAUCAGAUAAAGUGAGAGACACUCCAUUGUACGGAAAACAAAGUGACAAUUGUAGAUCCUCUAUUGUGUUUAUAUUAAUAAUGAUGUUUUAAAUUAUGAAAUUAUUCUAAAUAAGAUAGGACAUUUUACAAAAUGGCAAGUAUGGAAAACCAUGGAUUCUGAAAGAUUAAAAUUUAG
Messenger RNA from Tupaia belangeri chinensis (Chinese tree shrew), 2066 nucleotides. It is a transcript of the gene SPOCK3, whose product is annotated as SPARC (osteonectin), cwcv and kazal like domains proteoglycan 3. NCBI's taxonomy places the organism in Eukaryota, Metazoa, Chordata, Mammalia, Scandentia, Tupaiidae. The coding region runs from base 115 to 1422 and encodes 435 amino acids. Gene Ontology annotation, molecular function: protein binding; extracellular matrix binding; calcium ion binding. The transcript is spliced from 12 exons. Gene Ontology annotation, biological process: anatomical structure development. The record is from RefSeq and is a predicted model, not a curated record.